Molecule: messenger RNA, 2481 nt
Organism: Mangifera indica (mango)
Lineage: Eukaryota; Viridiplantae; Streptophyta; Magnoliopsida; Sapindales; Anacardiaceae
Product: F-box protein At2g26850-like
Exons: 5
Coding region: 1114-2184 (356 amino acids)
Molecular function (GO): protein binding
Source: RefSeq, a predicted model, not a curated record
AAAAGUAUAUCCUCUUAGUUUUAUUGUAAUUUCUUUAGUGUUAAUUUGUCUCAAAAAGAAAAUUAACUAGUUAUCAUCAUUUGAGAUUUGGUGAUGAAGAUUUUAGUGAACAGAGUUGUGAAUUGACUCCACAACCUUCUGCUUCACCAUAACCAUCACCUUCACCAUCUCUCUCCCUUUGUGUUUGUUGAGUUUGUGUUUGUGUCUUGGUGAGUGCAUGAAUUGGUGGUGUGGCUAAUUGUGCUUCAAUUUCAAUCUCACCCACCCAGGUCUGUGCCUCUCAUUUUAUUGUAUUGUUCAAAGCAUUUCUGUUCCUUAAACCAAAAUUCAAAGAUUUUUGGAGAUAUGGGUCUUUGUAUCCACCCUUAUUAUUCAUCCUUUUUAUUUCCUUGGAAUUUCAAAGGUGUCAGAUUGACCUUAUCAGAUUCCAUUCUGCCCCACUUCUUCAUGCUCUUUUCAUUUGAUUCAUUCAAUUUUACUCAUUUUCUCAUCUCCACUUUCUGUGAAUGACCAUUUUUUCUCCUUUUUAAUUAUUACUAAAACAAGAACAAGGAGCUCUUUGAGUAAUUUUGCGUCCUUUCAUGUUGUAGAUUUGGUUUUUGCCAUCAAAACUUGCUGGUUGAUUAUUCAUUAAGGUUUGUACAUGUAUGUACAUACGCUAAUUUGUAUUAUUUCCAUAUGCAAUUCAUUUUUUAUUCUGAUUUAGACUUCUGCAAGCAGGAGGUCCACUGCUGGGUUUGGUAGGCUUUCUUUGAACCUAUAAAAACCUGUAACUUUAAAGGUGUUUAUGUGAAGAUCCCACUUUGGUUUUUUUUCUUUAAGAGUGGAUUGAAAUUGAUUAUUAACAGGAGGAGGAGAAAACAUGAAAGUCCUUUAGUUUCCUGAGUUUUCUCUUUUUAACCAUUGUCUUUUCCACUGUCGGUUUCAGUAAUCUUUCGGCCUCAUCAUUUCUGCCAAACUUGAAUUUGACCGGCUGAAAAAAAAAUAUACCACUUUUGUAAUGAUACAUCGUCGUUACUUGUUUGUCUUUCAUUCUUUGUUUAGAUUCCUUUCCUCUGAAGCCGCUUCCACUAUGGGCAACUGAGAUGAGAUUAAUCUCUCUCUGGUUUUGGAAUGACUUUGUCAAUCUUUUCCAUUUUAGCGUCCGUAAAGAGUACAAUCAUAUACUCAACAGUUCCUUCUCUGAACAACAUGGCACUCACCUCUAAACUUGAUCAUUUUGAGGAUGAAAGUUGUGGGGGCAUGUCUGUGUUAGACUUGCCUGAGUUGGUCUUGGAAUGUAUUCUUGAAAAGUUACCUCCUUCGGGGCUUUGUAGCAUGGCUGGUGUUUGUAGUUCGUUGAGAGAGAGGUGCAUGAGUGAUCAUCUUUGGGAGAAACAUAUGAAGCAGAAAUGGGGUAGAAUUAUUGGCCCUGCUGCUUAUAGACAGUGGCAGUGCCAUAUGGCUGUGAGAAAAGAUUCUCCCAAUCUCAAACAGAGUAAACAAAAGCUUUGGAUGAAGCUUUUUUCUAUAGUUCAAUCUUUAUCGUUGUUUAGACCAAAGGUUGAAGAUAGUUACAAUCAGAAGAGCUCUAGUUCUUUGCAAGUUGAUUCAAUCAUGUCCUGGUAUCUUGCUCUUGACAGUGGUCGCUUCUGGUUCCCAGCUCAGGUCUAUAACCGUGAGAAUGGUCAUGUUGGGUUUAUGUUGUCAUGCUAUGAUGCCGAGCUUAGCUAUGAUCCGCAAACUGACUCCUUUCAAGCGAGGUAUCCACCUCAUGGAAGGAGGGUAAUCUCAAUAGAGCAUGGUGUGCCAUGGGAAAGGCUUCGAGCACCACCAAUUGAUGCCAGUCCUCACGAUCUUCACAUUUCUGAUCGCUUGAAUGAGUUACACCCAGGUGAUCACAUUGAGAUUCAGUGGAGAAGAAACAAAGAGUUUCCUUACGGCUGGUGGUAUGGUGUUGUGGAUCACUUAGAAUCGUGUGAUGCAAAUGAAAACUUCUGCUGUUGUCAUAAUAGUGACACUGUGGUGCUGGAAUUCAAUCAAUACACCCCUGGCUCACGGUGGAGAAAAACAACAAUAAAUAGGAAAGACCACAGGGAGGAGGGAAAUGAGGCAGAUGGAUUCUACGGGGGUAUCAGAAAGCUUAAAAGCGAAGAAGAAAUCUCAACGUGGAAGCUGUUUUGGCCAGUGGAAGCCUUGGAAUAGGCUUUUUCUUUCUGUCAAAAAGAACACUACACUUUGCCACCAUUUGAUCCCAAAAUCUAUUUUUCCUUGUGAUUAAGUGGAUGUUGAAUUCAAGCUUUUCAAAAGCAUCUUUAAGAAGCUGAAGACAGGCUUCUGAUUCUGUUGCAUAUAAUGUGGAGGUCAUGUUCUUCACCUUUUUCUUUAGAAUUUUCUUUAUAGGAGAUGCUUAAGAUUUAAUCCAUGCGAAUUGCCUGCCAUUGAUGCAAACUUCGAUGUACCGUAUUUUACCCCAAAAUAAAUGAAAGGUUUAGUUGGUUA